AUGAGCGAGCCCGAAGUUCAAACCUCACGUACAUCUGUCGACUACCAGGAGCAUGAAAGGUCUGAAAGUUCUGAAAGACCACUUAUCCCUAGGGCUAGCAAGGAAGUCCAAAAUCUGCUUCUGCAACAUGAGAACUAUCUCCGCGAAACCACGCUGCUUGCUCGAACGGAGAGAACUCGCGAAGGCGAUCAAGGGCAGCUGGAUAUCGACUACCAUGUUGAGAUAUACUUCGCGCAUUUUCAUUCUCAAUGGCCGAUCAUUCACAAGCCCUCCUUCCACCUAAGUAAAGACUCGCAACCACAUGUUCUGAUCUUAAGCUUUGCUAUGAUCGGGCUAUGGGUUACCGGCGGGAGGGCUGCGCGGACAAGAGCGAAGAAUAUGCAUGAGAAAUUAGUGACAUUGUUAGAGAGUCGCAUGGGAGACUGGAAGUCGCAGAAAGACUUCAAGGACACAUCAUGGCCGAUGUCGACAUUCCAAGCCGUCCUUCUGAACGUGAUAUUCGCACCGAUAAGAGAGGCCCCUCCAGAUCUGCAGAACCGUUGCUCAUCGAUGGUCCGCGCACUAACGACAACCUGUAUCGCCGGUGGCUUAUUCUGCUACGGCCGCAUUCGUGCACAACUGACGCCGAAUGAAUCGUUACUGUUCUCGUGGACAUGGGUAGAAGAGACUAAACGACUGGCGCUAGCUCUGUUCAAAGCGAACCUUCUCUAUAACACAGGGAUGCUGAUCAUCUCCGACCUUGGGAUCCCCCUUCCAGACGGUGGAUACUUGUGGGAUGCGCCGGGGAGCAGGGAGUUUUAUCGUCGGUACCAUGCACAGGUAGAAUCUGGGACCUACGAGACGCCUUUGAUAUGCAACAUUUUUCGUGAUGUUCAAAGGGGCGGACAGGGUUUAGGUUUGCUAUUGCAGACGGAUAGUUGGUUAGGGUUCCUUGCGUCGGAGCAGGAGCGGUCUGGUGGUGGAUGAGUAUAGAAUACAAUGGAAAGUGCCCCAGUAUAGAUUACUCAUUGGAAUUAGAGUUCUUAGACA
Molecule: messenger RNA, 1029 nt
Organism: Penicillium canescens
Lineage: Eukaryota; Fungi; Ascomycota; Eurotiomycetes; Eurotiales; Aspergillaceae
Exons: 2
Coding region: 1-966 (321 amino acids)
Biological process (GO): regulation of transcription by RNA polymerase II; DNA-templated transcription
Cellular component (GO): chromatin
Molecular function (GO): RNA polymerase II cis-regulatory region sequence-specific DNA binding; DNA-binding transcription factor activity, RNA polymerase II-specific; zinc ion binding
Source: RefSeq, a predicted model, not a curated record